AUGAGUAGCAGUAAAGAAGAUGCGAUGGAGGAAGAGCAGGCAUUUCUUCGAAGCUCAUCAGGUCCCGAAGAUGCGGCUUGGGCACAACAGAGCAGAAAUCGGAAGACGCAUUACCUGCGAUUGGCCCUGGAAGUUGGAAUGGCUGCCACAAUAGUUGUCUUGCUGGCGUAUAUACUUCACGAACGGACCCAAGUCAAGUCAUCGCCAACACCGAAGUUUCCACGGAAAACCUACAAAUUCCUCCCCGACCCGAACUACGUACGCGGCGACAUGCUUUUCAGCGAGCAAGAAACGCUGAACACGCUCCACAGCUGGAUACCCCUGAGCUCAGACGCCAGAGGGUACGUUCAGAUCCCCAACCACGCUUCCUACGACAUACUAGCCGACCCUUACACGGUGGCGCUGGACCGGAACACCGACGGCCCGGCCUACAUGAUGUCCGUGUUCCACCAGCUGCACUGUCUAUCGUACGUCGUGGACCACUACCAGCGCGGCUACGGGGGCGCCAACCUGACCGACGACGUCGCCCACCACUCGGCCCACUGCUUCGACUACCUCCGCCAGUCCAUCAUGUGCGCGGCCGACACCAACCUCGAGGGCGAAACCGAGGCCGGGCCUGGCUGGGGCUCCGACCACGUGUGCACCGACUACGACGCGCUGCUCCAAUGGGCGAACGAACAUGGCGCUAUGAAAUGGCGGAAUGGCCUCCUGCCGGGCGUGGCGAUCCUCUGA
Molecule: messenger RNA, 732 nt
Organism: Xylaria bambusicola
Lineage: Eukaryota; Fungi; Ascomycota; Sordariomycetes; Xylariales; Xylariaceae
Exons: 3
Coding region: 1-732 (243 amino acids)
Biological process (GO): mycotoxin biosynthetic process
Source: RefSeq, a predicted model, not a curated record